AUGCAAUAAUAAUAGCAGGAAACAUAAGCAUAAAACCCUCAAAUUUAAUAGAAAAUACACAAUAAAUCCAAUCAUGAUUCAAUAGAGGAUUAAAAAUAUUCUCACGAGAAAAUGGAAGAAAGUUCUAUCUAUUAGGAUUUUGCUAACUUUGCUAAAGCUACUAAUUACAAGCAAUCGUCACCUUAUAAUUAUCAUAAGUAGCAAUUUCAAUAAAUUCCAUAAUUGAAUUAAAAUUCUGGAAGCAAUAAUACUUAAGAAAUAAAGGAUUUAUAAUUGAAAAACAAAUCGCUUCUUUAGUAGAAUUCUAUUUUAUAGUAAUCCUUGUUAGAUCUUUAGCAAGCUAUACAUAGACAAACAAUUGAUUUAGAUUUACAGAAAAAUGAAAUAUUAAAUUAAAAGAGAGUAGUUUAAGAAUAACAGAUAGAGAUAGAGUAAUUGAAAAGGUAACUUUCAGAGAAAAGAAACAGUAGUUUAGAGAAAACCAGAUAAUUUGCAAUUAUUCAAACUCAAUUAAUAUAAUCAAACCAAAUGGUAGAAAAACUUAUUUCUUAAUUGAUGAAUUAAGAAUCACAAUUAAGUUUGUAUCGACAAACUUAGAUUAAUUUCCCAAAAAUAGAUAAUUUAUAAUUGAAUGUAGACUAAAAUAAAUCAAAUUUGAUAAAUGCAUAAAAUCUUCUUAGCAAUCCAUCAUCGGUAGCAUAACCUUAUUCAGCUCAAUAUCAAUAACAAUCAUAAUCAUAAAUGCCUCACAAUACAACAUAAUAAUAAUAAUAAUAAUAAUCAUAACAAUCAUACCAAAUACAAUAAUAAUAGAUUUAAAUUUCAUAGUAGUAAUAAAAUCCAAAUCCUGUGAGUAUGCCAACAAAAUAAUAGUUAUAGUAGGAUGCUGAUACAUCGUAUGAAAGAUAUUUAAUGCAUAAAAGAGGAAGACAUUGA
Paramecium tetraurelia is the source of this 936-nucleotide messenger RNA. RefSeq lists its product as uncharacterized. Lineage: Eukaryota; Ciliophora; Oligohymenophorea; Peniculida; Parameciidae. The transcript is spliced from 2 exons. The record is from RefSeq and is a predicted model, not a curated record.